Molecule: messenger RNA, 666 nt
Organism: Trichoderma aggressivum f. europaeum
Lineage: Eukaryota; Fungi; Ascomycota; Sordariomycetes; Hypocreales; Hypocreaceae
Exons: 3
Coding region: 1-666 (221 amino acids)
Biological process (GO): Golgi organization; intracellular protein transport; endoplasmic reticulum to Golgi vesicle-mediated transport
Cellular component (GO): Golgi apparatus; endoplasmic reticulum-Golgi intermediate compartment; COPII-coated ER to Golgi transport vesicle
Source: RefSeq, a predicted model, not a curated record
AUGGCGCAAUCGGCCCUCUCGCCCAUGCGGUGGCUCUGCGGCCUGCUGCUGCUCGUCAGCGCCGCCAACGCCCUCAAGUUCGACCUCGCGGCUCACACCGGCGGCGAGUCCCUCAAGAAGGAGCGCUGCAUCCGCAACUUUGUCAGCAGCGACACGCUGGUGGUUGUGACGUCGACCGUCGACGGCUACAAGGGAGACGGCAUGCUGGUCAACAUUCACGUCCGUGAUGCCAUUGGCAACGAGUAUGGCCGGGCCAAGGACGUUGCCGGCGAGUCGAGAAUCGUCUUUACUUCGCACGCUGAUGCCGCUUUUGACGUGUGCUUUGAGAACCUCAUGGUUGGACCCAACAAGCCCGUCAUGAACCUCCGCACCGUCGAGCUCGACAUCGACAUUGGCGCCGACGCAAAGGACUGGUCCGCCAUCCAGGCCACCGAGAAGCUCAAGCCUGUCGAGGCCGAGCUGCGCCGCAUCGAGGAGCUCACCGCCGAGGUCGUCCACGAGAUGGACUACCUGCGCUCGCGCGAGCAGAAGCUCCGCGACACCAACGAGAGCACAAACAACCGUGUCAAGUGGUUCGGCGUCGGAACGACCUGGCUGCUCGUUAUUCUGUGGGCGUGGCAGAUUAUGUACCUGAGGGCGUACUUCCGAUCCAAGCACUUGAUCUAG